AACCAAACCUAGCCUCAUAUCCUGCACUGCUGCGAGACCGCUUGUAAACAUCGCAACAGUACCACAUCUCCCCACCACCGUCUCAUUCCUCUCGUCUCCUCUCCAACUCCCUACUGCAAUCACCCGUUCGUCAACGUUCCCCCUACCAACAAGCUUCUCAUCUUCCAACCAAACACGGCUACCCACCACCAGCCUAACCUCUCGUCCUUCUCCCCCCUUUUCCCUCCCUCUUCCACCAACACAAACAGAGGAGUCCCACCCGCCGACACCCGCUCCUAGUGACAACGCCGGCAAAGCAAGCUAGCCCGGAGGAGAAAAAGAAAACCGCUGUUCGCGCACCCGUUCAGCCACACCAAAAGGAAGUACGACCAACUCCCUCAUGGCCUCUCCGGAAUCGAGCCGCAUCGGGGGGGCUCGUCCCUCCGGCGGUGGUGGUGUAAAGGGUCUCCGGGCAAUGUUCGAAAACUCUGCCAGCCCCGCCAGUGGUAAUGCCUCACGCGAUAUCAGCCCUGGCCCUAAACCACUGGGCAAAGUCAGGACUUCAUUCGUGGCGGUUACAGGAAACAACGGUCAAAUGUUGGGACUGCAAAAAAUAUCCGCUCCUCCUAGCCCGACCGUUACUACGGAUGGGGGGAAGUUUACACCGGGUUUUCAGGAUAAGGAUAAGGUGAUUCAUGAUAAAAUAAUCAAGGAGGGGGGAGGUGCCGAGCCCGUCAACGGAGCUCCAAAGGUGGAAGAGCCCAGGAAGCUCGAGGCCAAAACAGAUUUCAAGAGGGAUGUUAAGAGGGAAAUCAUGGUUGAAUCGAAAGGAUCCCUUAAUGGAUUCUCUACGCCAAAACGGUCGCCCACCAUCCCAACCCCCACAUCCGAAGGAGUUCAAAUCAAGAUGGAGGAUGAGACCCCCCAGAGGCCUCUUGAAACGAUACCCACGCAAGCGGAGGAAGAGCGGAAGGAUACAAAGCUCGCGAAAACCGAUGACCCCAAGCCAAGGCCCGCGGCCAUCAAAACCGGCCAUGCUCCCAAAUCUCCCACGAAACCAGGCUUCAACUCCCCGAGAUUGAACAGAUCAUCUGUGAAGUCACCCACUGCGUCUGGCAACACGCUCACUCUCCCCACAUCCAGAACCACCUCCACUUCCCCAUUGCCCUCCCCAACUAUUCCGAGAAGCCCCGCUCGUGGUGCUUCAUCAAUUACUGGCAGCGCGACUAGCAGAAGGCCCGCCUCUACCUCGAGGGCUUCCUCCAAGACUCGUUCGGCCGCUACAUCUACAUCUAAUACGCCUAUCAAUCCCACUUUUAACACAAGCUCCAACGAUGCAACCUCAUCGGCAGCUUCCAAGACUCGGCAACCGGCCACCUCUAAGACAAGAACCGCCGCUCCACCCAAAACCGAGCAGAAACCUGUUCAGUCAAGGGAGCCAACCAAGCCAGCAGCCAUGCGCGGCUCAGCUUUUGGUCCUACCGCGGCUUCCGCGGCAAAGUUAGCGGCGGAUCAAGCCAAACAGCCUACAGCCCGCCGCCCUCCCUCUUCUGCGUCCGCUAUCCGUCAGACCUCUCCAAAUAACAGACCACGUCGCCCAGAGUCUAAUUUAGGUACUCGACCUACUGCGCGUAAGGCUACAAAGUCCCCAGUUAGACCAGCUACCUCCGCCACCACCCGAAGCAGCCGAACAAGCACAGAAUCCACCACUAGUGUUGCUCCGGUUGGCGGCGAUUUCUUGUCCCGCAUGAUGAGACCAACCACUGCAAGUGCUAGCAAGGUUACCGAUAAAAAGCAGAUACCAACUCAUCAGCCACCGAAGAGGUCUGGCUCGGUGACCAGUACAAGUCGAAGAAAAGAGGCAUCUUCGCUCCCUUCGCCGAAAGUUCGAUUGCAAAAGGAAGAUACGCGACCCGAAGGUUCCGUCAUCGAGGAGCCUGUUAUCCAAAAUCCAACUGAAUCUGAGGGCUGCGUGAAGGCAGAGAUAGAGGCCAAUGCCGUGGCUGUCCCUGAAGCAGCAGCCUCCGAGCCCAAACAGAUCACCGAGGUCGUUACAGAGCCAGAAUCGAUUCCCAACGAACUUAGCGUCGACACUACUGCAAGCGAGAUCACCAGCACCCACACUCAGAGCCCCUCGGUCGCUGGACAUGAGGAGGAUGAAGGGCAGACUCCUACCACCAGUGCUUCAUCCACCACCCUCGUACACGAAGGUGAUGUUCAAGAGGAGGUCGCAGGCAAAGAGUAAGCCCUCUUUUUCUCGUCCUCAUCCUCCGAAUUAUAUCCUAAUUCGAACCUUAGGGAGUAAGUAACGGUCCGGAAACACAACUCUCAAUGAGGAAUGGGCGGAAAACGGCUGUUCCAAUAUGAAAACCGCAAAUUAACUUUAUGGGGAGGGCUUUCUAUGUCUCUAGUUUGACGAAAUCUUUGCAUUCGGCGUGGGGUGAUCGGGGAUGGGAUUCGUCUUCAUUUCCUUGUUAUAUCCUUUUACAUCCCUUUCCCUUUCCCUCUUUCUCUCUUUUUUCCCGCCCUCCCACUUCUCUAACGCCAAUGGGAAUUUUAUGUGAACUUGGAACGAUCGAGGAUAACAUGAGUUCAUUUGCCUGCCUCGCUCUUAAAGCUUCUUGAUUAGUCGUUUUCAACUCUCUCUUAGUCACUUUUAACCAUAUCAUAUAAUCACUAAAUUCCCGAAGUCCUCUCGUUUCCCAGUCAUUUUCCUAUUUUUGCUCUUUUUUUUUCUACCACUCGUGAUUUUCGUUCUCCUCACUGCAUCUUUUCGAAUUACGGCGUGUUGGGAUUAAGGUAACUGGGUGCGUAUUCUUGAUUUUCCUUUCCUUCCUUCAUCCACCUUCACUAUCCGGGCCAUUUCGACGACGUCAUCUCGACACCGUCAUGAGCUCUUUUUUAUCUCCUUUCCUCUAACGGUAAAUCGGAAUUAUAGUUAUUGUAAUGCUGCUUUUUUGUUCUUUCCCUUCCGUCUUGUUCGGUUACCCUUCCCCCCUUCCUUCGUUUCAUUACAUAUCACUUUAGACGGGUAGUGUAGGGGAAUAAGAGUGCUGCCUGUGGAUUUCCCCGAGUGAUGUCUUAUGAGGCUCAUUCCUCGGCGUGGCUUGCAUGUGGUAAAGCUGAUGCAUACUUGUGGUGGUACCGGUAGGACUGGUAGAACUGGUAGCAGGGCCACCGGAAUAGAUUGCCUGUACUAGUGCUGUCGUAUAUUUGGAGUGUGUUACAAUAGUGUUUUGAACCCGCGAGUCGCCUCAUCGGGGAACCUUGACUGCAUUGCGGAUACUGGAAAGCGCCGUCCAAAAGGUAGUUGCAUAGUAUGAGGCAAGCUAGGUGCACCAGAGGUGAAUAUUUCGGUGCCUAGUGGAGUUCCGUGGUGCGUCCGACACCGGAUACUCCCCGUAAUGUCUAGCAGUGGGUUUGAU
Messenger RNA from Tuber aestivum (summer truffle), 3404 nucleotides. Lineage: Eukaryota; Fungi; Ascomycota; Pezizomycetes; Pezizales; Tuberaceae. The record is from the annotation of a GenBank genome assembly.